Molecule: messenger RNA, 3732 nt
Organism: Pygocentrus nattereri (red-bellied piranha)
Lineage: Eukaryota; Metazoa; Chordata; Actinopteri; Characiformes; Serrasalmidae
Gene: dlk2
Product: delta-like 2 homolog (Drosophila)
Exons: 6
Coding region: 656-1951 (431 amino acids)
Biological process (GO): establishment or maintenance of epithelial cell apical/basal polarity; heterophilic cell-cell adhesion
Cellular component (GO): plasma membrane; protein-containing complex
Molecular function (GO): calcium ion binding
Source: RefSeq, a predicted model, not a curated record
CCAAAGAACUGCUGUUUCCUGAUGCUGGAGAACCACAGUGCCUGUAAAUCAGGAAAUUCAUCAAAGCACAGUCAUAACAUUUCCGUAAACAAAAAACAAUCUUUCCAACGUCUACCAGGACUGAAUCUAAUCAUCCUGAGUCUGAGAACUGUUGCCGCAACCCAGCACAGGAGACCAGGCACUUCUGGAAGAAGUAAACAAAUCAUAUUCUGCGAAAUGAGAGCUCAGAGACGUGCUUCUGAGUCACACUCCCAGUUAUUUCUCUGAACUCUCUGAGAAAAAAUAGCUGUCAGAGUGAGAAGGACUUCUCCACUGGGCUUAAUUUAACACGGUCACAGCAGGUUAUCUAACAAAGUGCGAGCAGCCGUGUGGGUCAGAACCUGGAGCAGAAGAUCAAGGCUGGGUGAGAGGGUGUGAAGUGGGACAGUCGCAUGCGCCUCCUUGACCAUGAGAGGUCGAUGAAUUGGGGCUGUGGGAGAAGGGGUCAGCAACACAUUCUUCUGGCUGUCUGCAGCUAAACACACCAAAAUAACCCCCACCAAGGGACUCUGCCCAUCAUGUGCAGCCUGUGAGGAGCUGGACACACUUGAAGGGCACUACAGUGCAGUGAAAGGAUCAGAUGAGAGGCAAGCGCUAGACCUUGAUAUCCACAGAGAUGACACUGGACACUGGCUCAGAUCACAACAAAGGAUUUCCCUGCACCAUGAUACAGAGGGUAACCCUGACCCUACUCUUCUGGGGUAGCUGUGUCUUGCUCAUUCCUAACUGCGAAGGCCAAGACACAUUUCAAACUCCUGCUGUGAACUGCUCGUGUGAACUUGGCCACGGGAAGUGUGCGGAAGAUGGUGAAUGCAGAUGCGACCCUGGAUGGGGAGGGCCUUUCUGCGCCGACUGUGCGCGAAUGCCAGGCUGCGUUCAUGGCUCCUGCCACCAGCCCUGGCAGUGCACCUGCGAGGACGGCUGGACCGGCCGCUUCUGUGACAAAGAUGUUCAUGUAUGUGAAAAAGAACAGCCGUGUCAGAACGGGGCCACCUGUUCUUUAAACGAAGCGGGAGAAUACAACUGUCUGUGUCCUGAAGGCUUUCAUGGGAAAAACUGCGAGUUAAAGACUGGGCCGUGCCAUAAAACCAAGUCCCCUUGUAAGAACGGUGGUCUGUGCGAAGAUAUGGGCGGCUACGCACCAGAACUCUCCUGCCGAUGCCUGGCUGGUUUCACGGGGCCUCGCUGCGAGACCAACAUGGAUGACUGCCUAAUGCGUCCCUGCGCCAAUGGUGCCACCUGUCUGGACGGAGUGAACCGCUUUUCGUGCCUGUGCCCCGCUGGUUUCACAGGCCGCUUCUGCACCAUCAACUUGGAUGACUGUGCCAGUCAGCCCUGCCUCAAUGGAGGCCGCUGUAUAGACCGCAUCACUGCGUUCCACUGCUUGUGUCCCCCUGGUUACACAGGCCGAACUUGUGAAGUUCCAUUGUGGGAUAAGGGGCCCCAAACGCAAGCCCCACAUAGGAACUUUGGAUGGGGAGGAGGAGGAGGUGGAGUCAACAGGGUCACCCAGAAUAAGCCUAAUAUUCCCACUUCAGCAAACAACUCACAGGGAUUUACAGCCGGUGGGGGCGAGGGGCGUCUGCUGAAGAUCUCCGUGAAGGAGGUGGUGACGCAGAAUGCAGCGGCAGGACUCACAGAAGAGCAGCUCAUAACCCUGCUAGUACUGGGGGGCUUGACUCUGGCUGUGGUGGCACUUACAGCUGGGCUGGUGCUACGAGGACACUGGCAGGCCUUCUGUGCCUGCAGCCGGUGUAGAACACCAGCCUCCCAACAAAACUCAUUCCAGCAAUGCUGCACGCAGCAGCGCCACCUAGUUUCCCCUCAGCAGGACUGCAAGAUCAGCUUUCUCCACUCCCCUGCUCCUCCCCGUGAGCUGGAGAAGAAGAGACUAAACACUGAGGUCAUAUGAAGCCACUCUUUUUACAUGAGUGCUAGGAUACAAGACAAAGACUGCUUGAUUUCUCUCACCGAAGACGAAUAUCAAGCUCAAGAAGAACUCCGUCAUCCCUACCAUAUACAAGUGUACAGUAUAUGGACCAAAAGGAAAACGCGUCUGUUUCUGACCAGAAUGACCUGCCGUGUAGGCCGUCAAUCAUGGGUGAAGGAGCAGAUUUGGGGCAGUAUCAGGAACACUUUCUGAGUGACCAUGAAUAAGAAACACGCCUCAGAAAAGGGGAGUAGCAUUUGGGUGACCAUCAUUGACUAAGCGAGUAGUGUGGAGCAUAUAGCACUGAAAAGUUCCACUUUUUUUUUUCUUUUUUUUUUAAAGACGAUUUUCUACAUCAUUUAAUGCUUAAGAUUUAAACAAAGUCAUUCACAGUGGUUUGAUGUGAAACGCUCCAUCCUAGAAAAAGAAUGGUGGCAAUAGGAACCAGACAUCUGAAGAGUUAAAAUGCCACUAAAAGCUACCUCACAAAAUCAGUUGGUUAUGAAUAGUUAUGAUGUCUAAGACACUGUUUUAAGCUUUCUUAGGUUCUCUUGUCAUUCUGGAUAGUAAAUAAAAUGGCUAUAUUUGAGUUCUAGACAUCAUGACCCCUGGUUCCUAUCACAACCACUCUAAAGAAAAUCUGAGUCUGUAACUGUCUGUACAAUGAGCCAACUCACAUUAAACCACUCUGAAUGACUGUGUCUACCUCUCAACAAGCAAAUUAUGCAGAAAAUCAGUGGAAUUCCACACAGAUGUGUGUGGGAACACAGGACCUCUAGGAGCUUUUGUUAUGAGGUAUGUACUAAAAUGGACCUGGGACUGCAAUAUAUCACAGUAUCAUAAUAUUCAGAUUUAUACAGAAAGACUUAGUAAUUUGUGUUUAAAAAACAGUUUAAAUCCACAUAGUUAAGAUGAUUCUUCUAAUCUUUAACAGCUGUAUUUCUCAUAAAGAGAUAGUGAAGAGUUAAUGGAGAAUCUUCACAAUCUCCAAAAUGUAGAAUAUGCCCAUUUGGAGAUGACUGCAAUAUAGACGAUAAUAGAAUAUUUGUGAUGUUUUAUAUAAGUGCAAAAGUGGUUUUUGUACAAAUGUUGUAAGACCUACUUUCAUUGCCAUAGUUAAUGUGGUAAAUUGUUAAUCAGUACUAUUUUUAAGAUGAAAACAGCACAAAAAAGCUUGUGAAAAUGUUCACUGAUGCAGUGAUUAACAGUAUUUAAAUGUAAAUCUAAUUUAUUUGCUGUAAUUUAUUGGUGUAAUAAGUACUGGAGCUCUGCAAUGUGUAUUUUUGAUACAAAGUUGAGUGUAUUAAAUGUAUUAACUGAGGAAUAAUUCUGUUCAAAGUAAAAUAUCAGAAAUAUAUGGAAGAAAAUGCAGAAUAUGUGACUAGUGGUGGCAUUUCAUAACAAUAAAACACUACAUGGGCCCUGUUUCCCAAAAGCAUUGUAAGUGUUAAGAUCUUCUUAACUGGUAAGAGAGAGUGUUCAGUGUGAUGCUCACUCUAUUAUUUAAGAAUCAUCUUUAUACUGAGAUGAUUUUGGGAGAAGGAGUCCAGGUUAAUAGUCACACUGUCCUUUACUUUGUUACCACAGCCAUAAUGAGAGUUGGAUUUGGAUGGAGUUUCAACACCAAUAGAGCUUGAGUAUAUGGACAAAAGGGACCUCCUCUAAUGCACCAGCAGACUUGCAUUUAAUGGGGAAUGUCACAGAUUUUUCAACACAUCUGUAGAUUUAAGUGAUUCAAUGGUAAAUAAAAUGGUUAACAGUUA